AUGUUUCAAAUCACAGAAUCCUAUCGGCAGAGUGUAUCUGACGUAGGCAAAAAAAUCAAUCCUAUUGUCUUGGGUCAACGUUUUUAUCGUGGAAUUCAGCUUCAUAUGAAAGUUAUAGAAUGGUCUUCUUCUUGGACCACCAACGGUCCGUUGAACAGACCCGGCGGUAACAUUGUACCA
Messenger RNA from Opisthorchis viverrini, 180 nucleotides. RefSeq lists its product as hypothetical. The record is from RefSeq and is a predicted model, not a curated record. Lineage: Eukaryota; Metazoa; Platyhelminthes; Trematoda; Opisthorchiida; Opisthorchiidae. The annotation marks the transcript as partial. The transcript has a single exon.